AUGGCGGCGCCCGCGGCGGGCCCGGCGCUGCCGGUCCCGGUUCUGCGCGUCGUGGCCGAGUGCGGGCGGAGCCGCGCCCGGGCCGGGGAGCUGCGGCUGCCGCACGGGACCGUGCCGUGCCCCGUGUUCAUGCCCGUGGGCACCCGCGGCACCGCCAAGGGCCUGACGGCCGCGCAGCUGGCCGCGCUCGGCUGCCGCAUCUGCCUGGGCAACACGUUCCACCUGGGCACGCGGCCGGGCGCGGAGCUGGUCCAACGUUCCGGGGGCCUGCACGGCUUCAUGGACUGGCCCCACAACCUGCUGACGGACAGCGGCGGGUUCCAGAUGGUUUCCCUGCUGGAGCUGUCGGAGGUGUCGGAGGAGGGGGUUCGGUUCCAGCCCCCCCACGGCGGGGAGCAGAUCCUGCUGAGCCCGGAGAAAUCCAUGGAGAUCCAGAACGCGCUGGGGGCCGAUAUCGUGAUGCAGUUGGACGAUGUCGUGAGCAGCACCACGACGGGGCCGCGCGUGGAGGAGGCCAUGCACAGGUCGGUUCGCUGGCUGGAUCGCUGCCUGGCCGCUCACUCCCGUCCCCAGCAGCAGCUGCUCUUCGCCAUCGUGCAGGGGGGGCUGGACCUGGAGCUGCGGCGGCGCUGCAUCCAAGCCAUGACCCAGCGGGACGUGCCCGGCUUUGCCAUCGGGGGCCUGAGCGGGGGCGAGGACAAGGCUCAGUUCUGGCGCACGGUGAAGUUCAGCGCCGAGCUCCUGCCCAGGGACAAACCUCGCUACCUGAUGGGCGUGGGUUACGCCACGGACCUGGUGGUGUGCGUGGCGCUGGGCUGCGACAUGUUCGACUGCGUGUUCCCCACCCGCACUGCGCGUUUCGGCUCCGCCCUGGUGCCCUGGGGCUCCCUGCAGCUGAAGAAUCGCCAAUUCGCCAAAGAUUUCCGCCCCAUCGACGCCGACUGCGGCUGCCCCACCUGCCAGAGGUAUUCCCGGGCGUACCUGCACGCGCUGCUGCGCUCCAACACGGCGGCGCUGCACCUGCUGACCCUGCACAACAUCGCCUACCAGAUGAAGCUGAUGGGAUCCAUCAGGGAGAGCAUCGUGCAGCGGCGCUUCCCCGAGUUCGUGCGCGAGUUCAUGGAGAGGAUGUACGGGGGGAGGGGGGGAGCCCCCCCCUGGGCACGGGAGGCUCUGGGGUCUGUGGGGAUCCUCCUGGAUUGAGGGGGGACCCCCAGAGUGAGGGGAGCCCCCCCAGAUUCAGGAGAGCCCCCCCAAAGU
This is a messenger RNA of Catharus ustulatus (Swainson's thrush), 1260 nucleotides long. RefSeq names its product queuine tRNA-ribosyltransferase catalytic subunit 1 (gene QTRT1). Bases 1 to 1203 code for a protein of 400 amino acids. Gene Ontology annotation, molecular function: tRNA-guanosine(34) queuine transglycosylase activity. NCBI's taxonomy places the organism in Eukaryota, Metazoa, Chordata, Aves, Passeriformes, Turdidae. The record is from RefSeq and is a predicted model, not a curated record. Gene Ontology annotation, cellular component: cytosol. The transcript has 10 exons.